Molecule: messenger RNA, 2972 nt
Organism: Symphalangus syndactylus (siamang)
Lineage: Eukaryota; Metazoa; Chordata; Mammalia; Primates; Hylobatidae
Gene: PKP1
Product: plakophilin 1
Biological process (GO): cell-cell adhesion
Cellular component (GO): nucleus; cytoplasm; plasma membrane
Molecular function (GO): protein binding
Source: RefSeq, a predicted model, not a curated record
UUUCCCAGGGCUGUUGGGGCAUCAUCCUUUUCUUGGUGUGGAGUGAAACUAGAUGUAAAGGCGGGUGCUGAAGGGAGCAGGGCAGAGGAGCGAGAGAUUGGCCAUCCAGGCUGGGCAGGAGCCAGCUGGUCCUCACACGGGCCAUUGCUGAGGGACGAUGUCACUCUGGUACUGCCUGCCAAGCCAUUCACGAAUCUCACAUGCCCACCAGGCCACAUGCUGAGAGGAUUUGCUGAGAGACUGACAGCUCAUGCCACAUGACUGGGAGAGUUUCAGGGUUAAUGUCACUAUUAAUUUCCUAGGACUGCUGCAGAAAUUAGCACCAACUUGGUGUCUUAAAACAACAGAAAUGUAUUCGCUCACAGUUCUGGAAGCCAGUAGUCCAAAAUCAAGAUUAGAAGAGCAAACUAAAAGUAGAGCAUGUGAGCUGUGAGUGGCAGCCUCAAAUGACAGCAAGAGUGACGGCCGUGAUAGUGUCACACAGCUGGUGGAGGCCCCAAAAUUAAGAAGCUGACCGGACUGCACGACUACACAGGAGCCGCUGAGAGCGAGAAGAGCACGCUCCUGCCCGCCCGCUGCACCGCACCUCGCCUCGCCUCUCUGCUCUCCCAGGCCCCGGCCGCGCGCCACCCUCCUCCCGCCACCAUGAACCACUCGCCGCUCAAGACCGCCUUGGCCUACGAAUGCUUCCAGGACCAGGACAACUCCACGUUGGCUUUGCCGUCGGAUCAAAAGAUGAAAACAGGCACGUCUGGCAGGCAGCGCGUGCAGGAGCAGGUGAUGAUGACCGUCAAGCGGCAGAAGUCCAAGUCUUCCCAGUCGUCCACCCUGAGCCACUCCAAUCGAGGUUCCAUGUAUGAUGGCUUGGCUGACAAUUACAACUAUGGGACCACCAGCAGGAGCAGCUACUACUCCAAGUUCCAGGCAGGGAAUGGCUCAUGGGGAUAUCCGAUCUACAAUGGAACCCUCAAGCGGGAGCCUGACAACAGGCGCUUCAGCUCCUACAGCCAGAUGGAGAACUGGAGCCGGCACUACCCCCGGGGCAGCUGUAACACCACCGGCGCAGGCAGUGACAUCUGCUUCAUGCAGAAAAUCAAGGCGAGCCGCAGUGAGCCCGACCUCUACUGUGACCCACGGGGCACCCUGCGCAAGGGCACGCUGGGCAGCAAGGGCCAGAAGACCACCCAGAACCGCUACAGCUUUUACAGCACCUGCAGUGGUCAGAAGGCCGUGAAGAAGUGCCCUGUGCGCCCGCCCUCUUGUGCCUCCAAGCAGGACCCCGUGUAUAUCCCGCCCAUCUCCUGCAACAAGGACCUGUCCUUCGGCCACUCUAGGGCCAGCUCCAAGAUCUGCAGUGAGGACAUCGAGUGCAGUGGGCUGACCAUCCCCAAGGCUGUGCAGUACCUGAGCUCCCAGGAUGAGAAGUACCAGGCCAUUGGGGCCUAUUACAUCCAGCAUACCUGCUUCCAGGAUGAAUCUGCCAAGCAACAGGUCUAUCAGUUGGGAGGCAUCUGCAAGCUGGUGGACCUCCUCCGCAGCCCCAACCAGAACGUCCAGCAGGCCGCGGCAGGGGCCCUGCGCAACCUGGUGUUCAGGAGCACCACCAACAAGCUGGAGACCCGGAGACAGAAUGGGAUCCGCGAGGCAGUCAGCCUCCUGAGGAGAACCGGGAACGCCGAGAUCCAGAAGCAGCUGACCGGGCUGCUCUGGAACCUGUCUUCCACUGAUGAGCUGAAGGAGGAGCUCAUUGCCGACGCCCUGCCUGUUCUGGCCGACCGCGUCAUCAUUCCCUUCUCUGGCUGGUGUGAUGGCAAUAGCAACAUGUCCCGGGAAGUGGUGGACCCUGAGGUCUUCUUCAAUGCCACAGGCUGCUUGAGAAAGAGACUGGGCAUGCGGGAGCUUCUGGCUCUUGUUCCCCAAAGGGCCACUGGUAGCAGGGUGAACCUGAGCUCGGCCGAUGCAGGCCGCCAGACCAUGCGUAACUACUCAGGGCUCAUUGACUCCCUCAUGGCCUAUGUCCAGAACUGUGUAGCGGCCAGCCGCUGUGAUGACAAGUCUGUGGAAAACUGCAUGUGUGUUCUGCACAACCUCUCCUACCGCCUGGACGCCGAGGUGCCCACCCGCUACCGCCAGCUGGAGUAUAAUGCCCGCAAUGCCUACACCGAGAAGUCCUCCACUGGCUGCUUCAGCAACAAGAGUGACAAGAUGAUGAACAAUAACUACGACUGCCCCCUGCCCGAGGAAGAGACCAACCCCAAGGGCAGCGGCUGGUUGUAUCAUUCAGAUGCCAUCCGCACCUACCUGAACCUCAUGGGCAAGAGCAAGAAAGAUGCCACCCUGGAGGCCUGUGCGGGUGCCCUGCAGAACCUGACGGCCAGCAAGGGGCUGAUGUCCAGUGGCAUGAGCCAAUUGAUUGGGCUGAAGGAAAAGGGCCUGCCACAAAUUGCCCGCCUCUUGCAAUCUGGCAACUCUGAUGUGGUGCGGUCCGGAGCCUCCCUCCUGAGCAACAUGUCCCGCCACCCUCUGCUGCACAGAGUGAUGGGGAACCAGGUGUUCCCAGAGGUGACCAGGCUCCUCACCAGCCACACUGGCAAUACCAGCAACUCCGAAGACAUCUUGUCCUCAGCCUGCUACACCGUGAGGAACCUGAUGGCCUCGCAGCCACAGCUGGCCAAGCAGUACUUCUCCAGCAGCAUGCUCAACAACAUCAUCAACCUGUGCCGCAGCAGUGCCUCACCCAAGGCUGCAGAAGCUGCCCGGCUUCUCCUGUCUGACAUGUGGUCCAGCAAGGAACUGCAGGGUGUCCUCAGACAGCAAGGUUUCGAUAGGAACAUGCUGGGAACCUUAGCUGGGGCCAACAGCCUCAGGAACUUCACCUCCCGAUUCUAAGAAGAGGCUGUCCAAGCAAGUUAGGCUUGCAGGAAGAUAUGACCCAGCUGAGAAGCCCUCAGGCCUCGCUGGAUGGGGUUUUC